AUGAGGUGCGCCGAUUCAUCGUACCACUCCGGAUCUUGGAGUUUCCCAUCUAGGUGCAGCAGGCUAAAGUGGUCGAGCAGCUGGAGAUGGGGCCCAACAGAGUGGCCCAACAACAGAAGACUGCUUCAGAUUCCAUAUCAUAGAAGAACCUUACGCCAAACUGCAGUUUUCAACCAGGAAACUGCAAUGCUACAGUUGGAGGGAGAACAUCUUAGGAGGGACUGCCCAAAUUUCUCUAGCAGUUCUAGAGGAGGCUCCAGCACUGGCAAGUGCUAUGUAUGCGAGCAUACUGGCCAUUUUGCACGUGUGUCACCAGUUGGAGGUGCACCGGCUAAGAAACCAGUCGGAGAUCAACCUAGAGCACUAGGGCGUGUGUUUGCACUGACGACCACUGAGGCGACUCAGUCACGUAACCUGGUGCAGAAUUCUUAUUUACUCUUUGGUAACAGUGUGGUUGUGUUGUAUGACUCAGGAGCUACCCAUUCAUUCGUAUCCAAUGAAUGUGUGAGGAGGCUCGGACUUAUGAUGCGAGAGCUGGGGUGCAAGUUAAUAGUCGCGACACCGGCGUCAGGCGAGGUAUCCACCAGCUUUGUUUAUGUGGGAUGCCCUAUGGAGGUGGCGGGUCGCAGGUUCAAGGUGAAUCUCAUCUGCCUGCCAAUGGAGGGUCUGGACGUAAUUUUGGGGAUGGACUGGUUGUCGAGCAACCAUGUUGUCAUCGAUUGCAGACAGCGCGGAGUAGUGUUUUCGGAUGCGGCGGGAUUAGAGCUUAUAUCAUCUAAUCAGGCAGUGAAGGAGAUUGUCGCUGGAGCUACCUGCUUUAUGAUAGUGGCUCAGACAGAAAAGAAGAGCAUUGUAGAGCAAAUUAUCCUGAUUCUAGUAGUUGAGAAGUAUGUUGAUGUGUUCCCAGACGAGAUACCAGAAUUGCCACCGAGAAGGGAUGUGGAUUUCACCAUUGAUCUCAUCUCUGGAGCUGGUCUAGUAUCUAUGGCACUGUAUCGGAUGGCGCCAGUCGAGUUGGCAAAGUUGAAGAAGAAGAUUGAAGACCUACUUGAGAAAAAUUUUAUCAGACCGAGUGCAUCGCCAUGGGGAGCACCGAUACUCACCUACUUGGUAAAACUUCCUUAG
This is a messenger RNA of Vigna unguiculata (cowpea), 1125 nucleotides long. RefSeq lists its product as uncharacterized. The record is from RefSeq and is a predicted model, not a curated record. NCBI's taxonomy places the organism in Eukaryota, Viridiplantae, Streptophyta, Magnoliopsida, Fabales, Fabaceae.